AUGCAUAUGACCAAUCAGCCUGUCACGAAUCACGGUUAUUAUAAUACAAUAAAAGCAAGUACGGCGGUUUUGGCCGCUGUUUCCGAAGGGGUCCUUAUCGAUAAGGAAUCCUAG
Molecule: messenger RNA, 114 nt
Organism: Sclerotinia sclerotiorum 1980 UF-70
Lineage: Eukaryota; Fungi; Ascomycota; Leotiomycetes; Helotiales; Sclerotiniaceae
Exons: 1
Coding region: 1-114 (37 amino acids)
Source: RefSeq, a predicted model, not a curated record